This is a messenger RNA of Asterias rubens (European starfish), 6857 nucleotides long. RefSeq names its product protein still life, isoform SIF type 1-like. Gene Ontology annotation, biological process: small GTPase-mediated signal transduction; activation of GTPase activity; positive regulation of axonogenesis. The transcript has 31 exons. Gene Ontology annotation, cellular component: membrane; synapse. NCBI's taxonomy places the organism in Eukaryota, Metazoa, Echinodermata, Asteroidea, Forcipulatida, Asteriidae. The record is from RefSeq and is a predicted model, not a curated record. Bases 372 to 5936 code for a protein of 1854 amino acids. Gene Ontology annotation, molecular function: protein binding; guanyl-nucleotide exchange factor activity.
AAUGGCGGCCGCACUUUACAUUGGAUUUACGGAAUAUCGAUAGAAAAUGUAACAUUUCGCUGUGUAACUGUAUCCAAUCACAGGCAACCUGAUGAUGAUGGACAGCUGAUGGCCCCGCAAUAUGCAAAUGAGGUAGUCCCACCACAUCACAGCUGCAGCAUGUAGAGAUGAAGAAAGCCACUUCCCUCGGUGGUUUGAGUUGAGGUCCCAGGACUGUAACUAGGUGUUGAGAUCUGCAGCACCAAAGGAAAGCCGGUUGAAGAUGAGUGUCAUCAUCGUCACCAUCCAAUCAUCAGCCUCCUUUGUCAGCUGCAUUGUAAAUUAAGGAUUUAAAGCGCCAGUAACGCAAAAAAUAAACACUCUCAGAGAAAAUGGCAGACGGUAAACACAAACAUAAGAAGUGGAGCAAGUUCAAAGAUGCGGUGAACCGGAAUGGGCUGGUUCGACGCAUCAGUAUUCGUAAGAGCAGUCGCGUCAAGAAGUACGGGGACACCAGCGAGGAGAACGACGAGGACUUCAACGACUAUCUCCUGCUGGCCCAAGUCUACAGUCUCUUCAUAGACGGAGAACAACAGCAGUGGGAGAAGAUCAUUGACGAGGUAGUGCGCAUCUGCGUCACCGUGGAGCAGGAGUCGCCCAAGUACGUCUUCCAUAUUGCUACAGUCGACGCUGAUCUGCAGGGGGUGUUGGACGCUUAUAUCAGUGUACCGGGAACCCAGCUUGUGAGGUGUACAUCAAGUUUCGUUCAGUGGAAGGACUCGGACCAGGGUGGUGCUUGGGGUCUCAACUUCAUCUCGGACGAGGCGGCGGAAAAGUUCAUCGCACUCUGCUCGCCGAGUGACAACCCUAAACUGAAGCGGUCAAACUCCUCUGGCUGUCUGGAAACCGGUUAUUUCCCCGAGCCGUCUUUCAACAACGACAUCGGUGACAUCGAGGCGACCACCCCUACCGGGCCGAGUCCCCUCCCAGCUUGUGACGUCGAUGACGUUUUGAUUGAUGGGCUGGAAGUGGAGGGAUCUUCACAGCGUCUAAUGGAGCAAGGGUGGGAGACGGAACAUUCUAAGAACAUCAACAUCCCGAUCUCUGGGGGAGUACGACGGAUGCUGUCGUCUCGGGGCAGCGGUAGGGACAUCAAGUACGCCACCUACUCCAGCCGGCGGUCACACUUCACCGAUUCCCUCUACGAUAACGUCAGCGACGAGGAUGAGGAUUAUCAGUGUAAUAAAAACGCAGCCAAUUGGGCCCAGAAUGGUUCCUUCAUUGACUCCCUUCUAAGCAAUGGGGGCGACGGUGAAGUAAGUACCGAUGAUUACCCGGUACAGGACGCAGAUGUAACGCCGACCCCAAUCAAGAAAGUAUUGAAAGAAAAGACUAACCCGUCGUCAAAGGAUUCUAGCCCACGCCAUAAACCAAAGAUUGUCAUCAACAAAGCCAAUGCGGACAAGAAAGACAACGGUGCCCUCGAUGCUGUCCCUCCGAACCCGCUGGAUCAAAUAACGAGCCCUGGGAUCCUAGACACCAGCUGGGGGACCGACACCGAGGGCGGGCUCCGUCCUCGCUCGAACACCGCCACAAGUCGGACGAGCUCCAACGGAAGCAGCCGCGGAAGCAGCCGCGGCAGCAGCGUACGGCGCCGCUCAUCGCGCAAGUCAAAAAUCAAGAGCUUGAUUGUUGGCUCGAGCGCCGACACUUUCAGCGACAUCGAGAACACCCAGGAGAAUUUGGCGCAGACUCACUCUCUCUUACAGGCAUACGAGAUUCAGAUCAGAAACAUGUCGGAGAGUCAAGACUGCUAUUAUAAUAGCACAGACCAUGAUUCCAAUCCGUCGCGUCACUCCUCCACACGCCGGUCGUCCUCGUUUAAGAGACCAACUCGGAAGGGAAUGCUCAGCGGAGGCAGUGAGGGGAGUAGCUGCGGCCUGCAGGUGGACUUUGGAACGUUGACAUCAAGCGAGGGCCGCUACUCGCAGGAAAUGGACGAGGAUUUUCAGGACACAUUGGAUAGGCCUUUUAUAUUCAGGGACGAUGACAUUGACGAUGAUGAUUCGGAUAGCAAUUCCUUCAGUUCUCAUCAGACCAAGGGAUCCACGUACACACAACGAGGAGCAAUCAGGAAAGCUGGCUGGCUGCAAUGUAAGAGUUUACUGGUACAGAAGAAGAAGAAGGUUGAACGAUCCACCCAUCGGAAAUGGAAAGAGUACUGGGUUUGUCUAAAGGGUACAAUGUUGCUCUUCUAUCACUGUGAGAAUAAGACCACUCCGGAUGAUAACAUUGAGCCUAGGCAUAUAUUAGUUGUUGAAGGAGGAAUAGCUCAAGCAAUCCCCGAGCAUCCCAAGAGAGAUAACAUCUUCUGUCUGAGUACAGCCUUUGGCGACGCUUACUUACUUCAGUCUCAAAGUCAGAUUGAGCUUGAAAACUGGAUCACUGGUAUCCAUUCAGCGUGUGCAUCUGCCUUGGCGAGACAACACGGCAAGGAUGACACCAUCCGACUCCUCAGAUCAGAAACACAGAAACUGGAACAACAAAUAGAAUCUGAGACUAAGAUGAAGAAGAUGGCUGAACUGCAGUUGUCCGUGGUGAUCCAAGCCAAGAACAAACAAGCUAUCGUCAGUCAGAUUGCACAGUGGGAUUUAAAUCUUGAACGCUUCCACCUGGAGCUCUACCGUCACCGCUGCUACCUGGCUUCCCUCCAGGGCUCGGAGCUACCCAACCCUAAGACCCUCCUUGCCUGCGUCUCUAAGCCCACCAAGCACACCCUCUCCAAGCUAGACUUCUUCUCUGUGUCUUCACUCCAUGCCCUGGUCAGUGCCAGGAACCCCAUGGGGCUGAAGGGCCGCUUCUCCAAGCCUCGCUCCAAGAAACAGAAAGGAUUGUUUGGUACCUUGAGGAGAGGAUCUAGAGGUGCAACUGCAUUAGCAGUAGACGCAGCACGGCUGGCUGAGAGCCAAAAAAGUACGACAGCACCCCCUAUGCAGUUUGAAGAGAGCGACCAGCGACAAGCCCCGACAACACCAGAUGAUAGUAUCAUGAACGAGAUGUUUGAGAAACAAAUGCAAGAGGAUCAGAAUAAGAUUGAGUGUUUGUCGGAACAGCUGAUGGAGGGCGCUCUUGUCAAGGUGUUACUGCCAGACAAUCAGAGCACCAUGGUAACCCUGAGGCCUGGUAUGACCGUACAGGAUCUACUCAUCGGAAGCUGUGUGAAUCGACAGAUGGACUACCACAACUUUUACGUGAGGUUCAAACAGGCCAUGCGCUACGGCGCCGAGUUCAACAUACCAGACAAGAACUCUGCUCUGGACAAAGAGAAAUUUGACGAGAUUGAAAUAUGCACCAAAUGCAUUCAUCAGGUAGAACUCUACAAGUUCAAUGAAAAUAUGGAAUUCGGUUUUACUGUGGAGGCGGAGCUAGGGGAUGAUGCUGAGAGGGAGGAUCAGCUGUGUGUCUUUAUCAGUGAGAUCGAGAAGGGAGGGCUAGCCUACCACCAAGAUCUACACGUCGGGGAUGAACUCCUCUGCAUCGAGGGGCGAGUCGUCUGCGAUCUGGACAUGCUCUUCAUCGAGAACCUCCUUCACACUAGCUCCACGGUCACGCUGACCGUCCGGUCAAGCCGGACAGUCUUUGCUCAGACUCAAGCGAUGAUGGACACCAAUAAAUACAUCGAUCAACUGACAUGUCCACCGCCACCCAGCCAGAACAGACUGACGGACGAUAUGAUCGAUAUGUUGAUUAUACCAGCGCCACUCACGUUUGAGGAGGAAGACACCAACGAUUCAUCCUUCACAUCCUCCCAAGAGCCUACCCCCUUGAAGUACAUGUACGACCCCAUCGAGGAAGAAAACAAGGAGCAAGAGAAGAGGCAGGAAGAAGAGCAACAACGCCAGCAAGACAACGUCCAGAACCCCAAGCAGAUUGAGCAGCUUCUCAAGAGGGUAGAGCACAUCACUGACUUCUGCCGCACCAUGGAGACCCCCGGUAUGGAAGGGGAGGAACGUGGGGGUGAGGAGACGGCGGAUGGGAUGGAGGUUGUCAGCGAUGCGACGAUAUUGCUACAUGCUGUGCAUAAGCUGCGCAAGGUGAUCCAUGAGCUUCAGGAGACUGAGAGGGCGUAUGUGAAGGACAUCAACUGUCUGGUCACUCGUUAUCUAGAGCCUCUACAAAGCGAGUCAUUUCUCACCGCAGACGAGAUUGAUGCCCUGUUUGGCAAUGUCAAAGAGAUCAUCAAGUUUCAGACCAUCUUCUUGAAGUGUCUUGAAGAUUCAACAGACGUGACCGACUUUGACACCUUCACUAAUCCAUCGCAGUUUAAGAGGGUGUUGUUCUCUCUGGGGAAGGCCUUCCUUUACUACAUGGACCACUUCAAGCUCUACAGCGCCUUCUGUGCCUGCCACUCCCGCUCCCAGAAGAUCUUAGAUCCAGCCAGAGGUAACAAGGCACUGAUGGAAUUCCUGGAGGCCAGGAACCCUAAGAAUCAACACUCCUCCUCGCUGGCUUCUUAUCUCAUCAAACCAAUACAGCGUGUCUUGAAGUACCCUCUUCUCCUGAAGGAGAUCAGGAGUCAACUUGACAAGGAGAGCGAGGAACAUUACCACUUAUCUCAGGCCCUUAAGGGAAUGAGUGAGGUUGCAGGUCAUAUUAACGAGAUGAUGAGGGUACAUGAGCAAUUUGGAGACAUCUUUGAUGAGCUGGUGGCCGAGCAAUACCACGUCAAAAAAGAGCCGUCAGUUUUCCACCUGGUGGAAGAACUUCACAGUUCCAAACUUAAGGUGGCAGAUCUAGCAAUGGACGACCUAGUCCUCCACAACACAGCCAUGUGGCUGAACAGCCAGGAUGACCUGGGAAAGGUCAAACGAGGCAAGGAACCAGAGGUCAUUAUAUUUGUUUUCCGCCCAGCUGUCGUUAUCGUUUGUAAGGAGAAGGCAAAGAAGAUGAGGAAAGGCUCCCUUAAAGGAAGCCACUUGGAGGAUAUUAUCCGCUUCAAAUGGAUGAUUCCCGUCUCUACAAUGCAAGUCAGAGACGCCAGUAUUAAUGAUUCGGACUACUUAAGCCUCUGGGAGUUAGUGCAUACCAAGAAAGAAGGAAAGAAAGAGAAAUGCUUCCAAUUCUCAUGCAGUACUUCAGAAAUGAAAUCUCACUUUGUCAAGACCAUUAAGCAAAUUUUGCGAGACUUUAAGUACAACAAGAAUUCCACCAGUGCCAGUAAAUUCUCCACCGUCCGCAACAAGAGCUACGUCCCGUUCAAGGGUGGGAAAGGCUCCGAUGGGUUCGCCCGCCCAAAGAGAACGCUCCGUCAGUCCCUGCAACUUGGUGAGUCAGUGAUGAGCGAGGGCAGCUCGCAGUACAGCGAGGAACGCUCGAGUGGCAGUGGCUCUACCAAGGGGGACCGGUCGGAAGGGGACCAGUUUGAUUCCUUAGAGACGGACUCCAACAGCACGGGGAAGUGCGGAGGCGGAAGCGGAUUCAAGCGACGGACCAGUCUGGACUCCGGAAUGCUCUCCAACGAUUCCAAUUCCCUCUCCGGCAGUAACCGAGACAGUGACCCGCUUAACACUAAUGCCAAUAAUAACAUUCACCGGUUGAUAUCAGAGGACGACUCUGUCUUCGGCACGCCUAGCUUCCCGCUCGCACCUCAGAGUAACGACACCAUGAAACCCAGCACCUCAGUUGUAAUCCCAUCCCAUGAAGAAAUCCAAAGACAUUUGACAAUGUUGGAAGUAUCAACGCAAGAUGAUCCCACCUAUACCUCGGCCGAUAUUGCAAAUCAAACUCUGAACGACAGCCAGGGGGGUGCGGUGUGUCAGCUCAGACCGACGUCAAGGAGGCAGGGAGGGAAGCGGGGAUCGUUGUACGAUAAUUUGCGUUGUGAUUCCUUGGAAGAGGAAAGGCCCGAGGGCGAUGACAACUGCAACUUUGUCAGGAAGCAGAGCACAGCGCUUUGAAGGUUCUACUAAUAAGUGGUUAUGCUCCUUCCAAUUUCACUGGUUCCCAAUGGCUUCCUAAUGACUUACAAGUAGUAAUGAACACCGGAGUAGCCUUAUUAUCUUUGUUAGCUUGGCCUGGGGGAACAAAAUUGUAAAAAAAAGAAGCGCAAUUGUAUAAAAAAAGAAAAUCUUAACUUUUGAAACAGUGAGAGGAAGAUUGUAUUCUGUGUUUGUUUUUUGGGGCCUCGUGACUUGCACAUUGGUGGGUUUUUUUUCUGUAGAAAAUGGACAAAGAGUUGUUAUCCUUAAUCGUUAUGCGCAUUUUACACGGACAAGUUCAUACUACAGAGGGCGCUGUUUAUAAUGUUGAUGCACUGUUUGUGAAGAACCGAGGCAGCCUCACUACCAUGGGCAGCAUUCUGUUUCGAUAAGUUUUGAUUUCUUUUACAAACUAGUUCUGGAUAAAAUAGAGAUUUAUUCUUUUAAAAUCUAUUUUUCCAAAGUUUGAACAUGCUUCAUUAGGUAAACAAACACAACGUUGCCAAGUUUUGCAGUAAAUUAUUUUGUAAUUUUUCAACCGAAUUGGCUGCAAUUGAUCAACAUAAUCACGAAAGAUGGAGUGCAGUUAGAAUUUAUAUUGUAGAUAUUUUUUCCACAAGAGUUAAAUAAAUAAAAUUGUAUAGAAUACACCAUUCGGUUGAAGGAGAAACAUUUGAGAGAGCAAUAAAUACAGCGAUCAUAAUUUUUUAUAAAAAUUAACUUAAAUAUUUUUUAUAGACCGAAGAACAUCGAAAAAGCCUUUCAUUUAAUUCACAUGCAAUUUGUCAGUAAUCCGUUUGGAUGCAAUUUAAUCUUUUCAUGAAACUUGUUUUGAUUUUUUUUUUCCUUCACUUUUAAGCGUCUGGUAUACAUUUGGUAAUGACUCUUAAAAUUAAUGGC